Messenger RNA from Pediculus humanus corporis (human body louse), 1542 nucleotides. RefSeq lists its product as uncharacterized. The transcript has 3 exons. NCBI's taxonomy places the organism in Eukaryota, Metazoa, Arthropoda, Insecta, Psocodea, Pediculidae. The coding region runs from base 1 to 1542 and encodes 513 amino acids. The record is from RefSeq and is a predicted model, not a curated record.
AUGUCAUCGAAAGUGGAAAUCUGUAAAAUCAAUGUCAUGGAUGAUAAAAAUGAAACUGAGUCUUUGCGUCUCAGAUUAAGAGAGGUGGAAGAUGAAAAUCAAGAACUCAGAGCUCAAAACAUAUUGCAAAAUCGUACAAUAAUUGAAAUGAGAAAUGAAAUAUUUUUAUUAAGAAUUCAAAUAAAUGAAAUGAAUGAUUCAAAUCCUUUACUAAGGGAAAGAGUAAGAAAUUUAAGUGAGCAUAUUACAACAAAUUCAACGGGAGCCGGAAAUGAUUCAAACGUUAGUUUAAUUACAACACCACCAUUAAUGGCUCCAGCUCAUUCUCCAACUCUGAUACCACCACCUCUUUCUUCAACUAGAUACAGGAUAAGUCCACGACAGGUGGGAGCCGGAGAAGCUAUUACGACUCCUCUUGGAGUGUCUUUAUCAAGUCCUCCUCGUCGUAUAAAAAGAGAUUCCAGACAAGGUUUCUAUAGAUCAACAAGAACACCUUACAGAAGGUUUGACGUACCUGAACCGGGGCCAUCAUCCGCAGCUCAAUUUUUAUCAUCGAACAGACCUAAUUAUUUUGUAGGAUUGAGAAUAAUUCCACAAUUUCAAACGUCUUUCAUUUGUGCACAAAAUCAAGCACCAUAUUACAGUGAUAGCGCAUCAGAUUCAUCCGGUUCCGAUGAAAAUCCUCAAAUUUUUAAAAAAAUAAAAAUGAAAGUUUUCAAUGACGAACAACAUUUUAAAAAAACAAACUCCUUAUCACGAGAUUUUGAAAUUUUUAAAAACAUAAAAAAUUUUCAACCUAAUAAAGUUCGUCAAACUAUUUUUAGAAAUUUUGCACUUCCCAACACGAGUGGAAAAAUUUUUUUUUCAAGUACACGUGAUAAAAAAAAUCGGGAAAAUGUAGGUUUGUUAGAUUAUACGUUACCAUCGACAAGCACAAAUCAAUCGAAUUUAUUCAAUCCAACAAAUUCUAAAGGGAUAAAUGAUCAAAAUAAAGAAAUAAACGGGAUGAGAAAUGGACAUACUAAACUAUCAGAUGGACCGCAAUACACUUUUCCAGCAAAUCACGAGGGUCUCCAUCACAGUACUUCACCUCCGGUUGUUGGACAAACAAACGAAAGCAUUCGUUUGAGAAAAUCAAAAAAGAAUAUACCAUACUGCAGCACGAUUUACACUCAGUCAUCGCAAAAAGAAGAUAAACACAGCAACAGCAACAAAAACAACAACAACAGCACCAACAACACAUGCAACAAAAUUAAAAAACCAAAAGAAGAAGAAUUAAAUUUUAAUAAUACAUCAAAUUUAAACAAAUCAAAAGGUGAAAUUCAAUUAAAUACAAGAAUAAAUAAUGAUUCUCUAUCAAAUUCAGAAGAAACAGUCAGACCUUCGAGUGGUAAACUAUCAACAACAGUAUUUGCCAUUGAAAUUUCUUCAGAUCUUGAACAAGAUGGUUUUCAGGGAGAUGAAAGUUCGAAUUGUAUGACAUCAAAUGAAAAUUCACUUGAAAAAAUUAAUUUGAGCGAAUCGAAUUUAGAAAAAAAAUAA